UGAGGCGUUCAGGGUUGUCCAGGGACGCUACCCUCACGUGUCUCGUUCCGAGUGCUGCGUUCGGCUGUGCUGGGAAGUUGCGUAGACAGUGGCCUCGAGACCCUGCCUGCCUGAGGAGGCCUCGGUUGGACGCGAAGGAGCUGCAGCAUCCAGGGGACAAGAUGCCAACUGGCAAGCAGCUAGCUGACAUUGGCUAUAAGACCUUCUCUACCUCCAUGAUGCUUCUCACUGUGUAUGGGGGGUACCUCUGCAGUGUCCGAGUCUACCACUAUUUCCAGUGGCGCAGGGCCCAGCGCCAGGCCGCAGAAGAACAGAAGACCUCAGGAAUCAUGUAGAACUGGGGGGCUUUUUCUCCUGAGCAGAGAGGCCCAAGGCAUGCUGUGGAGAGACUUCACCUGCCACCAUUUCCAGCUCAACAGGACUAGAGCGUUGAUGGUUUUCAAACCCUGUUGGAAGAAAGUGCCCAUGGUUUCUCUGGUUCUGCCAGUCUGUGCCAGUUUGACAGUUUAUGGAGGCUUUUGAAUCGUAAUAGCAAUGUGAGGGUGGGGUACACCUACAGACAUUAAAUAAUUUGCUGUGUC
This is a messenger RNA of Pan troglodytes (chimpanzee), 581 nucleotides long. It is a transcript of the gene COX14, whose product is annotated as cytochrome c oxidase assembly factor COX14. Gene Ontology annotation, cellular component: mitochondrion. Lineage: Eukaryota; Metazoa; Chordata; Mammalia; Primates; Hominidae. Bases 162 to 335 code for a protein of 57 amino acids. The transcript has 2 exons. Gene Ontology annotation, biological process: mitochondrial respiratory chain complex IV assembly. The record is from RefSeq and is a predicted model, not a curated record.